Messenger RNA from Aspergillus luchuensis, 387 nucleotides. RefSeq lists its product as uncharacterized. The coding region runs from base 1 to 387 and encodes 128 amino acids. The record is from RefSeq and is a predicted model, not a curated record. The transcript has 4 exons. NCBI's taxonomy places the organism in Eukaryota, Fungi, Ascomycota, Eurotiomycetes, Eurotiales, Aspergillaceae.
AUGGCGUCGUCAUCUGUCUCCCUUAAGGCCUCGGCCUUUUCAUUCGUUGUUCUGUCGGUCGGACAUACGCUCGGAGGCACACAAUGGACCGCCGAACCAGCCUAUCGCACCAUCGCCGGCACCAAGCCCUGGGCUCUCGGCAUCGUCGGCUGGUUCCAGGGAAGCGCCUUUCUCUUCACGACCGGCAUCCUCCAUUACCAAUGGGCCCGCAACCCCCGAGCCCUCCAGGAACCUACUAACAAGGCCAUCGCUAUCAUUCUCAAUGCGGCGCUGUGGGCUAGCUCGGCCUGGUAUUUCAAGCAUGGUAUCAAUGAGAAUGGAUGGGCUGUCGGGGCUGCGGCUGCGUGGCAGGCUUGGUCGGUUGUGAGGGCUUGGUUGAAGUAUUAG